GCAAGGUCAAUCACCACGACAUAUCACCAUAAGAUCAAGACUUGAGAAUAAAUAAUUCUGAAUGUGAAGCUACCAACCAAUUACCUGGUCUUCCAAGCCGGUAUCAGCUUUGCUACUUUCUCAACUCCAGAAAAACAAACCCCAACCCACAUCACAAUGGCCCAGGAUGAGAGCCCCACAAUCCAAGUAGAGGAAACGCAGUACGAUGCCAACAAGGAGCCAUAUGUCCAAGCAUCCCAACCCGAUCCCAAGAACAAAGAAUCCCCUCCAACCGCCCAGAAACCCAAAACCCCAGGCCAACUGAUGACACCAGCCACCCCUCGCACCAGGGCGGAGUCUGCUCAAACUCCUCCCCUCGGCCCCGCGCCCAGCCUGCCAUCUCAAUACCCAGUGCCGCAGAGCCCAAGCCAGGAGAGCGACGAUGGCAGCUCUGAGAAUUCAGAUGAUGGACCUAAGGAGGCGCACCGUGAAAAGGAAAAGGUUGAUCCGCACGUGCUUCCCCAGUUUGACUGGGAGGGGUUGGAAACGGAGUACUACGCCGCUUUGAGCAGGGCGAACGAUGUUGAGGCAAAUCUCAACGAGGAGUUCAAGGCGCUUGCUAAUUUCUUCGCUCAAUGGUCCAAUAUGUCGCUUGCAAAAGACGAGGAGAGGGCUGUGAAACGGUUCAGGACGAGGCAGGAGCAUGUGUUUCACUCGGAAGACAAGUUUUCGAAGAAAAAAGAACACCAUGAGGAGGUGGUUAAGGCGCUUAAAUCCGUGAUGGCGCUUAUGCACCACACUAAUUGAGUGGGUUCUGUUAAUGGAUGCAAUGAAAUGCGCAAGAGCUGGGGGUGAAUGGAUGGCUGGAGAGGUUGUGAUGUGAAGUAUGCUACCAAGGUCAGGGGACAGAAGCGUGGAUGGCUCAGCUCUUUGACAGAGCUGGGGAAGACGAGAAGACUUCUUGGAGGAAAUAAGAGUCGCUUCAGAGGACCGUCCAGCUAGGUGCGGGCGUAUUGGCUUGGUUGCUUUGCUUUUGAAUUGGCGCAUCCAACAUCAAAAGGCCAGGACGGUGUCGAUAUAUUACAGCUACAUGCUUUGAUGAAGCAUUGCUAUUGCUGAUGGAGAUAAACGAACAUACAUAGUUAUACAUAAUACCAAUCAAAAUGUCAAAAACAG
Pseudogymnoascus verrucosus is the source of this 1155-nucleotide messenger RNA. RefSeq lists its product as uncharacterized. Bases 157 to 786 code for a protein of 209 amino acids. The transcript has 3 exons. Lineage: Eukaryota; Fungi; Ascomycota; Leotiomycetes; Thelebolales; Thelebolaceae. The record is from RefSeq and is a predicted model, not a curated record.